Pecten maximus is the source of this 8833-nucleotide messenger RNA. RefSeq names its product ankyrin repeat domain-containing protein 17-like. Gene Ontology annotation, molecular function: RNA binding; protein binding. Gene Ontology annotation, cellular component: cytoplasm. The record is from RefSeq and is a predicted model, not a curated record. Lineage: Eukaryota; Metazoa; Mollusca; Bivalvia; Pectinida; Pectinidae. Gene Ontology annotation, biological process: innate immune response.
UGCAAUGGAACAUUUGUAAUGGCGGUCAAGGUGGCAACUUAGCAUGAGGUGAUGAAAAAAGAAUAAAUGCCAUCUGACAAGUGAAACUGAAGAAUCCAAAAUAAACGAUAAAGGUAAAGUUAUUUGCAAUGAUGCAGAAUGUCACACAAGAUGAGGACCAUGACUCAAACAAAGAAAUAAGAACUGUAGAAAUUGAGCAAGGUAGUCCGACAGGGCCGUCGUAUCCAUCACCAUUGCCAUUGGAUCAAACUCAACCGUUGCCGACAUCACAAUCGACAUUUGGACAUGAUAUAUCUACAAGUGAUGACGACGAAAUGUCGGACGUGGCAUCCUACCUCGCUGAACAAGACAUUGAAGAUGAUGUCGAUGACCAAGACCUGGAGCCUUCCACCUUCCUGCUGCCAACCGAGGGCAUGGAAGCUUCCAACCUGCCAUCAAUAGACCCAGAGACACAUGCACGCCUGGAGGCUUUAUUGGAGGCCGCAGGUAUCGGAAAGCUUUCCACUGCAGAUGGAAAAGCUCUAACUGAUCCAGAAGUCUUGAGGAAACUCACAUCUUCAGUCAGCUGUGCUCUAGACGAAGCAGCACAAGCCCUUCAUAGGAUGAGGGCAGAACAGCAAGGCCAACUAGGCGUCAUCGAGGGCUCAAGGUCAUUAGCAGAAGCCUGUAGUGAUGGAGAUGUACCAACAGUUCGGAAACUGCUUCAUGAGGGGGGCAGUGUCCAUGAGACAACUGAGGAAGGAGAAAGCCUUCUUUCUCUUGCAUGUUCUGCAGGAUACUAUGAACUUGCCCAGGUGUUGUUGGCCAUGAAAGCCAACGUAGAAGACCGUGGUAUUAAGGGAGAUUGUACACCACUAAUGGAAGCUGCCAGUGGGGGAUAUGUUGACAUAGUCAAGCUGCUUAUCACCCACGGAGCUGACGUCAAUGCCCAGUCAUCAGCUGGUAACACACCUCUACACUAUGCUGCGUGUGGUGGAUAUGAGGAUGUGGUUCAGGUGCUGAUAGAUGCUGGAGCAAAUGUAGAACAGCACAAUGAGAAUGGACACACCCCUCUCAUGGAGUCAGCCAGUGCAGGACAUGUUGGUGUGGCUCGUAUACUUCUUAGUUCUGGAGCAGGCAUCAACACCCAUUCAAAUGAAUUCAAGGAGAGUGCUCUUACCCUUGCCUGCUAUAAGGGCCACCUGGAGAUGGUGAAGUUUUUGUUGGAGGCUGGAGCUGACCAGGAACACAAGACUGAUGAGAUGCACACUGCACUAAUGGAGGCCUCCAUGGAUGGACAUGUAGAGGUAGCCCGCCUUCUUCUGGACAGUGGUGCCCAGGUUAACAUGCCUGCAGACAGCUUUGAGUCCCCCCUGACCCUGGCAGCCUGUGGAGGCCAUGUAGACCUUGCUAGCCUGCUGAUAGAGAGGGGAGCCAACCUAGAGGAGGUGAAUGAUGAAGGGUACACACCACUCAUGGAGGCCGCACGGGAAGGACACGAGGAAAUGGUGGCACUUCUUCUAGCUCAUGGAGCCGAUAUUAAUGCCCAGACAGAGGAGACACAGGAAACUGCCUUAACCUUGGCCUGUUGUGGGGGAUUCCUUGAAGUAGCAGACUUCCUCAUCAAGGCAGGUGCUGACAUUGAGCUUGGCUGCAGUACACCUCUGAUGGAGGCUGCACAGGAGGGCCACCUAGAGUUAGUUAGGUACCUCCUUAAAGCAGGUGCUAAUGUACGUGCCCAGACAGGAACCGGGGACACAGCUCUGACAUAUGCAUGUGAGAAUGGUCACACUGAUGUAGCUGAAGUUCUUUUACAGCAUGGAGCUGACCUGGAACACGAGUCUGAGGGAGGUAGGACACCUCUGAUGAAGGCAGCUAGGGCAGGUCACCUCUGUACAGUACAGUUCCUGAUCAGUAAAGGUGCGGAUGUGAACAGACAAACUUCCACCAAUGACCACACAGUACUUUCUCUGGCAUGUGCGGGUGGUCAUCUGGCUGUAGUUGAGCUCAUGCUGGCCCAUGGCGGUGACCCUGCACACAAACUCAAGGAUGGGUCUACUAUGAUCAUUGAAGCUGCUAAGGGAGGCCAUACACAGGUGGUAAAGCUACUGUUGGAGUACCCAAACAGGGUACUGAUGAAUUCCCCACCCGACAUUGCCCAGCUUACUGACCCACACCUGUCGGAGGCCCGUGUUCCUGUUCAUGGUCUGGCAAACAUUGUCCCACCCAGUGAUCCAGAUUCCACACCAUCCACCAAUUUUACACCUAACAUACAACCAGCAGCAACAACAAAGAAACAAGGAGAGAAAGAUAUCAAUAUUCCAGUCAGAACACAAGAAGUUUGGAAAAAUGUACAGAAAAAUAUUGGCAAGAGACCACAUAAUGGAAAUGGUGAGACAGUUGUUAAAACGAACAAGUCCAAUGUUCCCUUGCCACCUUCUGACAUUACCUCAAAUAAUGCCCAAUACCAGUAUGGGGAAAUCGGAAGUUUGCCUGAUUUGAUACCCGAGGAAACUCUGGAUGUGAAAGCAAGAGAGCGUUUGGAGGCCAUCAUUAACAAUGUAAUGGACAAAGAAUUAGACAAUACAUCCACGAAGGAGGAACAAAUCUUGCGUAAACAACAAAUUUUACAGGAGUUACAAAAGGUUGAGAGAGAACUACAGGAAAAAGCACAGGCCCAGCUGCUGAUCAGUGCUCAACACCAAAGGGAGCAGCAACAACAGCAACAACAUUUACAACAGGUUCUACAACAAGGGGCCAAGGUCCUUCAGCGCACUCUUGAGGUCCAGGUCAAACGCAAGGAAUCUCCAGGAGACGGUCAGUCUAGUGAAGACCAAGAUAAUCAGGAUAUUGUUGAAUCCUCACAAGGGUCCAAUGACCUAGAUAAGCAAGUUACUAGUCUGUUUGCUCCUGAUGGGUCCACAGUAGGACAGAUUGUAUUCCCUAAUAUCCCAUAUGAUGGUCUGUUACCUGUGACCUCUAGUCAAACAGUGCAGCCUGGUACUGAGGUUGUCAUGGAAGGCAACAAGGAGGCUUGGGCCAGAAACAAUGGUAAUGUACCAGUCAAGCGCAAUGGUAACAAGGCAGGGACACGUGGCAGUGGGGCUAUGAAGGUGUCUAACACGACUACUGCUACCACUACUACAACCACUGCCACAUCCACAUCCCAAGUCAACGGGGUCGCCAACAUUGAUCAGGGUUUACAACAGCCAGCUGCUCCAGGUUUGCAACAGACUGCAGGUAAUGGUACUUCCACACUGGCAUUAUAUCGUCAGCAGAUCCAGAACAUCCAGGCAGUACGCCAACAACAACAGUUGACAGAGCCCCAGGUUCAGCAACAACAUACCCAGACAAUCCAGUUCCCUCAGCUUCAGCUGACACCAGAGCAGCAAGAACAACUGCUGCAAAUGCUUAGUCGACAAACUCUGCCUGGCCAGCCUUUGGCUCCACAGCCCCUUGCUCAGCAACAAUUCCUUCAACAGCCUGCCCUGCCUCAGACAGGGGUUCAGCUUCUUCCUCCUUCCCAGCCCCAGGGGGCACCACCGGUAGGGCAGGCUCAGCAGACACAGGUGGUGCCCCCGUCUGUAGCAACGGCAGCUGCAUUAACACAACAGCAGUAUCUCACCCAGCAGCAGCAACAACAGCUGCUUCAACAACAGCAGCAGGCCCAAUUGCUGCAGCAACAGCUCCAGCAACAGAUCAAACCGCCUCAGCCAGCACCUCCAGCUGUCUCCGUGCCAAAAAAUGCUCGUAAGCAGAGGAACCUGUACAAUACCCAGACUGUGUUACAACCUGGAACCGUCUUGUCACCUAACACUGGAAAUGUGGAAAACAUCACCCCUCCACCCUCCACACCACUAACCCCCAAUCCCUCUCCUGCUUCCCCACAGAGCAUUUCUCCACUGUGCGCUCCCAUCGACCUUGACGCACAAACUGAAAGUAAUCAUGAUACUGCAUUGACUCUUGCCUGUCAUGGUGGUCACUCUGAGCUAGUCAACCUUCUCCUGUCCAAGGGUGCCGAUAUUGAACACCGGGAUAAGAAAGGCUUCACACCUCUGAUCCUGGCUGCCACAGCAGGUCAUGUUGAUGUGGUAGAGAUCCUCCUAGAUCAUGGAGCUGACAUGGAGGCUCAGUCAGAGCGGACCAAAGACACCCCACUCUCCUUGGCAUGCUCAGGGGGGCGAUAUGAGGUUGUUGAGCUGCUGUUGGGGCGAGGUGCCAACAAAGAACACAGAAAUGUGUCUGACUACACCCCACUGAGUCUGGCUGCUUCUGGUGGAUACGUUAACAUUAUCAAGUUACUGUUAUCUCACGGAGCAGAAAUUAACUCCAGGACGGGAAGUAAGCUAGGAAUAUCUCCAUUGAUGCUAGCAGCUAUGAAUGGCCAUACACCAGCUGUGAAAUUAUUGCUAGACAUGGGAAGUGAUAUAAAUGCCCAGAUUGAGACCAACAGGAACACUGCACUAACGCUAGCCUGCUUCCAAGGUCGUCAUGAAGUUGUUAGUCUCUUAGUGGACCGUAAAGCCAACAUUGAACAUCGUGCCAAGACUGGUCUGACUCCAUUAAUGGAGGCUGCAUCAGGAGGCUAUGUUGAGGUGGGACGAGUUCUCCUUGACAAGGGAGCCGAUGUGAAUGCCCCACCUGUGCCAUCCUCACGGGACACUGCUCUCACCAUAGCUGCCGACAAGGGCCACUAUCGUUUUGUGGAGCUGCUUCUCCUCAGAGGUGCUGCUGUGGAUGUCAAAAACAAGAAAGGCAAUUCUCCUCUCUGGCUGGCAUGUAAUGGGGGACAUUUGGAUGUUGUCCAGUUACUGGUAUCAGCCAAAGCCGAUAUUGAUAGCCAAGACAAUCGUAAGGUCACCUGCCUGAUGGCAUCAUUCCGUAAGGGGCACAUCAAGGUGGUUAAGUGGAUGGUGAAACAUGUAAAUCAGUUCCCCUCUGAUCAGGAGCUUGCACGAUACAUUUCAACUGUUGGGGAUAAGGAGUUACAGAAGAAGUGCCAGCAGUGUAAAGAGAUAAUUGUAAGUGCUAAAGACCGCCAGGCGGCUGAGGCAAACAAGAAUGCGACUAUUCUCUUGGAGGAACUGGACAAAGAACGCCAGCAUGAGGAGAACCGAAAGGCUGCUGCUGCCAAGAAACGUGAGCGCAAAAAGGCUAAGAAGCGUGAGAAACAACAGGAGAAGGAAAAAGAAACUGAGGAUGAUUGUCUGGUGAACUGCGGUGUAGACGACAGUAAGAACUCGUCCCCUGAGCCAGAAUGUAACAGUGUGGAGGAUAACCCUGGGUCAGAGGAUAGUAACGAGGUGGAGGAAAUAGUCAUGGAACCACCUACAGCCACCAUUGUGUCCACUAUUGGAAUAGCGUUGCCAACAACUAACAUUGAGCCAAAAUUCAGCAAAGUGAACCGCAUGAAGCCAACUACUAACACAAACAACAAGGUUGAAAGUGGCAAGGUGAACACCACCGAGUCCAAGAAAAAUAAACGGAAUCGUGAAAAACGAGAGCGAUACCCAGAUGUGGAGAAUAUGCCAAUCCCUACAAUGUCUAGUGGAGACAUCACUACAACUACCACCACCAUAACGGUGCGGCCAAGUCCAGGACGGACCAACAAUAGGAAUAGUACGGCCACACGCAAGAAAAAGGGGGAACGAGAUCAGGUUCUGAAGAAUGCAAGCACAGGAAUUGGUGAUUUGGAUGACUUUGGUACAUUACCUGAGAAUAUGAAGAUCAGCGAUAGAGAGUUGGAAAGAAUGAAAAAAACCGGAGGAAAAGUGAAAUCGUCUGGGUCUGAUGUAGAGAACAAGAAACAUCACCAUUCUCAUCCGAUGGCAGACAAGGGCAAUGUUGAAGUUUCCACAACUCCCUCCAAUCUUGCUCUAAAAACGUCACCCCUUGUCAAUAGUCCAAAGAAAGGACAAAAGAAGGAGGAAGGCUGGAAGGAGGUCACAAGAAAGAAAUCAUCAACAGCUCCUGAUGUUAAAGGUCCAACAGGCAGAGACAGAUCGAAGAAAGUGCAAGUGCCAUCAGCAGCCAUCAGUCGAGUGAUUGGACGAGCAGGGUGUAACAUCAAUGCCAUAAGAGAGGUGUCUGGAGCCCAUAUAGAGGUGGAAAAGCAAAGAGGCUCAGGAGAACGUGUUAUUACCAUCAAGGGUUCUGCUGAUGCCACUCGUCAAGCACACACUUUGAUUUCUGCCCUGGUAUCUGAUCCUGACAAGGACUUGCAAGAGAUCAUCCCCAAAUUGAAGAUAAAGUCCUCUUCAUCCUCCAAGGAUCAGUCCAUCUACUUCUCUGUAGAUCCAGCCACUACUGCCCUUGGAACCAUCAGUAACAACAUCAUCAAUCCUGCCUCGCAGGGCCUUGGCCAGAAGUCCAUUGGUAACUGGAUACCAAUGAGGAGUCAGUCUGGGAGUGUUAGCUCAGCUGGAGUGACAGGAGUCAGUAAUGGUGUUCUUCGACUUUCGGGAGUCUCGAUGGCUAACCCUCCAUCUGGUGGCGGUAUUGUGUGGGGUAACACCCCACAACAGAACAAUGUCAGCUCUCCUAGACGCAACCAGACAAAACAGUCCCCUGCAGGUGCAGCAUUUCCCUCUCCUGUAGGCAGUGGUUCAGACAAGAUGGCCAUGCGACAACUCUUCCCUAAUGAGAACAAGAAAGGUGGUAGUUUCGGUAGUCCCUCUCAAACCUCCACCAACACCACAGUCACAUACAGUUUGGCAUCCACUUCUGCGGCAAAGGUGUCAACAAGUGCUUCAACAUUUGUGGUGAAGUCUGACAAUGGAAAGUCUUCAAACGGUGGAAAGCCAUCACAGGGGAGACAACCAGGACCUGGCUCCAUCAAAGUCUUGCAGAGACCAGUAAGCCAGAAACAAGAUCCACUUCCAAUUGUAAGUAACCAGCAAGGUGCCAACCCUGGCUUGCCUGUGUCAUCUAUUGAUGGCCACCCUGUCUUACAACCUAAUACCAGUGGGAUGCCAGGAUUCUCUCCCUUCAACAAUGCAUUUAGCAAUGUAGCAGAACAGGUUCUUGGCAACAAAAAAGAUGAUGUUGCAGAGAGAAUGAAUUUUGCCAGUGUUGCUGCGGCAGGAGUAGUUUCAUCCAUGGUGAAUUCUAAUAGCCCUACACCAGACAUGAUGAAGAAUGAUGCUUCACUACAGGCUAAGGCUCCAGGAUACAGGAUGUCGGGCUCAAAGCCACUGACACAGCAAGACUUAGCAGAUCCCACCAAUAAUCCAAUGUUUGCUGGAGGGUUUCCGCAAAAUCUUGCUGACUUGGAAGCUGCUAGAACACCUGGAUAUAGAGGAAACAUGCCAAACCAGUCCCCAUCAAUGUCACCACGUUCUGGAUCAUCUACCUCAGGUGGGCUGUCUCCACGAGGUCAGCACAUGAUGAUGGAUCCCCAGUCAGAUGUCCAUGGCUCCAUACCAUCUUUGUCUAGUCAGAAGGACGAGUAUUCCACACCAUCCCAACCCAUGACUUUACCCAAGAUUGAGAGCACGCUCAAUCCCAAUGCACCCAAUUUUACAUCCCGCCAACCAGGCCAGAUAAACCACCAGGGUCCAAAUGUACCCAAUCCCUCCUUCCCACUGGGCUACAUACAGAGUCUGUACCAACAAGCAUUGGCACAACAGCUCAUCCAGCAGGCGGCACCAGGUAAGCCUGCUCCAGGUGGAAUUGGAGGACCUAACCCAGGUAUCGUACCAUCAAAUAUGAUAUCUCAACAGGACUUUGCCAACCUUAUCCAUCAGUUUGUUGCCAGUGGGCAAGCUCAGGCUCCAGGGGGUCCACCCUCUGUGCCAGGGGGUCCACCACCACCAGCCCCUGUUGGGAUGGGAGUUCCAGGAGCAAGGCCGCAGAACCCACCACAGCGUCCCUUCUCACCACUGCCACCACAGGCACGUCCAAGCAGUGCUCCCAGUAUGGGCGGAAUACCAAAAGAAGGACCUUCCCCUGGCCCUAUAGGACCUCCUCCCAGUACAACCUCACCCAUGGCUGCCACACCACCCCUCCAAGAGCAGAUGAAAGGUGACCAGGAAAGGAGACCACCACGUCCCGUUGGUGCCAUUGGGGGUGAGCGUGCCCAGAGAAGAGCACCAGGGACAGGUGUGACAGCAGGAGGAGGACCAGAUUAUGGGAAAUUUUGGAACCUUGCAUCAGAGCUAAGUAUGCAAUGGAACCAUGGAAGUACCAGUGGAAUGACUCCAGUACAAGGGACACCCCCAACUUCCUCAUCUGUGAUGAACCGUAGCAAUAUAUCAUCCACACAGGCUUCUGGCCAUGUAGAGGAGCGAGUUGGACCUAGCCCCAUGCAGAAUCACACAGACUUCAUGGAAGCUCGGGGUGAUAUGACAGAAUCUGGCAUGGACAAGACCCUACCGAACCAGAACAUGAGUAGUAUGCCAUUUUUUGGCAAGGUAAUGGAUGGGGGUCAUUUCCCUAUUCAGCCAACCUCCUUCAGUCCAGGCCCUGUAGGGGAUGGUAUGUGGAACCCCCAAGUCAAAGGUCAGGUGCCUGAGACCUCCGACAAGAUGUGGAAUUCAUGGAGUUCACAGACGAGCAUGUGAUAUGUGUGGCAUGUGACCUGCUAGGAAGAGUUGAUAUGAUUAAUCGUCCUGGACUAGAUGGUGUUCUUUGGUAACAUAGGACUGGCUUGAUUCCCUUGUGAUGUGUAUUGGACUGCAUCAAGUCAUAAAACCAUACCAAUUUAUGUUCAAUUGAAAUGAAAGAAGAAUAAUUGCUUAUUUCUUUUUGUUUUGUUUAAUUUUUUCCUUGUUACUUCUUGAGGCAAAGCUAUUCCUUUCUUGGACACAUAGAUAAAUGUAAACAAGGUAUAUAAUAAAUACAAAAAUCAACCUUG